Molecule: messenger RNA, 22713 nt
Organism: Podarcis lilfordi (Lilford's wall lizard)
Lineage: Eukaryota; Metazoa; Chordata; Lepidosauria; Squamata; Lacertidae
Source: the annotation of a GenBank genome assembly
GGGGAUUACUUGAGGAGGGGGGGAACCACAUACACCACACUUGGGCUCUGUGGAGAAAAAGAGAAGAUACAAAUGUGAUAACUAACUAACUAACUAACUCACGGCUGGAUAUAAUCCCUUUCUUCCUUUUUCUCAACUGAGGGACUGAAAGUACUGUGUUUAAAAUAGCUAAACAUGCAAAGUCUGCCUUCCGGUUGUGAAUAGCAUAGCUGAGGCUACACAAUCAGCAUCUCCUCCCCUAUUACCCAUUAAAACAGAAAAGUCAUGGUGGUUGAAAAGAUCAGAGCUUAAUUCCCAGGCUUUGUGAAGGGAGUCAACUUCUUAAGUGUGAGAGCACACAUAAUCUGAUGUCAGGUAUAUUUGUCUCUUUUCCUUAAUAUUUUUUUCUUUUCCUUUUCCUGUACUUGGUUGCAGAACAUUGGCUAUAUUUCUCCCUGUGUUUACCCAUCUUGCACAAGAAUGGGGAAGACCCGGCUGGCGAAACAGAACUGCUAUUGCCUCAUAUGCCUCUGCUUUGUCCUCUCCCAGCCAACCACCAGAACAAAUCACGCGCUUCUCUACAUCUCUCCCCACCUUUUUACCCUUCUGACUCUGCUUUCCACUACACGGCUCAGCUCAACUUUUUCUCUUUUAAACUCGGCACUUGCCCUUCGACUGUGUCCCACCUGAACUUUUCAUUUUCUAAGAGAGAGAGAGAGAGAGAGCAGAUUGAGGAGUGCACAUGCUUACUUCCAACUAUCAGUCGUGUUUCAUGGAAGCUAUUGACCAGUCUGAUGGGAAAGGAAGAGAUAAAGGUUGGAGUUCAAAAGAAAGAUAAAUAACUGCUGAACAAACAGAAGGGUGGUUUGGUGUGCGUUUUCCCCCCAAAACAGUGCAAACAUACAAGAGACAGCUGUUGAUCCCAGAACACAAAAGGACAUAAAGAGGGGCAUUGCAAGAAUGAGGUAAGUUCUAUCCAAGAUGUCUUUCUGAAAGGGAUCUGGAACACUAUUCGAUGUAAUUUUGACAGCAAAGUAGAAUUGAUCCUUGUAGGAUUGCUGCAAAAUUAUGAGACAAUCAGGACUUUGCAGUCUGCUCUGUGGCAAAUUGAAGUAUGGGUUGCAUGGAUUAAAUUCACUCAGAUUUCUUGGGCAAGCCCUUAAUCUGAGAAUCCUGCAGAGCAGUGGUCUCUUUCUUGAAGUGAAGGGAUAGACUGUAUCUCUGCUGUAAGAAGCACACUAAAGGAAGAUCUAAUUUCGCAGCUCAGCAUGCAGUUUGCAAAACAGAACUGGUAGUUCAAAUCUCUUUUUGUUAUCGUUAUAAACAUAGUUCAUCAGAACCCACUGACCAGAUGCUUACUUAAGAAAUAACUGACAUACCUCCUUUUUUGUGAAGUACAAGCCUAUUAAUAGCUACCACUGGUCGUGAUAAUUAUAGUGUAUGCAUCUGAACACCAGAUCCCAACAGUUCAACAGUUGGCAGACUGUGGCUGUUGUGCUUAGGCCCUGCUUUGGGGGCUGAUCCAGCAGUUUGGUUCUUUUAAUAUUCUUAUUGCUCACCAAGUUGGGCCCUUCUGCUAUUUCUUUUUUUAAAUCAUAGUCACAAAAAAUAGAACAAUGUUUCAACUGACAGAAGGGCAAUAUUUGGCAAAAACGAUAGGUUUUAUGGUAGCUGUAGUCCAACAUGUUGGCUGCUCCUGGUGUAAACAGUUUUCCAAAGAAAAUGCAUGUGCAUAUCAGGAAUGAGGAGUAAAUCCAUUUGGUUCACGUUUUAAUUGUUCUAUAGAUUUCACAGAUCUGUAAGUCGGGGCACUGCAUUUUGGGCAACCACCAUGGGUGAGAGCUUAGCUCAGCUUCCAUUUAAAGCAGCGCUGGUGCCCACCCCACUGCUAAAAGGCUGCCCAGGGGGCAGCAGGGAGGGUGAGUGGGGGGUUGUUGCUGCCAUUGCAAGAAAAUACUGCAUGGUCGUGUGCCCAUGAAGGGGCCCUGCAGCAGCACUAUGCUGGGGAGCCCCUGAAGUCCGUUGCCAACUCUGCCUAAGUCCUGGAUGCAAUUGUACGGUGUUAAUAGGUCAGCCUACUUGGAUGUGCAUCUUGGGUUGAGUCAGCUUGGCCUCACCACUCUUUCUUCAUUGUCUCCCCUGCAGACUUUGCCUCUUCCUCUUCGCCUUUUCCCAUGGGGUGCUCAGUGACCUCAUCCAACUGGAGAAAAUGUAUGGAAGGAUUGCAUCCCCCGACUUCCCGAACAUAUACCCCAAUGGCAAGGAGAGGACAUGGAACAUUACUGUGCCCCCUGGCUAUGGUAUCCGCCUCUACUUUACCCACUUCAAUCUAGAGCUUUCCUACCAGUGCGAAUAUGACUAUGUGAAGGUAUGUGACGUCACAGACAUGUGAGCGUGCUUUUAACAGGUAGUGUCAGGAUUGCUGCUCAGGAAGCUCAUUCAAUUCAGACCCAAGCAAGCAACCAAAGUGAUAUCCUUCACGCCUGGUUAAUUUCCAAAGUACUCUUGCUUUCUCUGAUCUCUUUGAAUUCUUGCAAGUUCAUUCUCCUCUUUGUGUGCAGAGGUCCCAGGUUCAAUCCCAAGCAACAUGUCCAGGCAGAAUAUACCUUGCCGUAUGUCAAUGUAGAUUAUACUGUGCUGUGUGGUCCAAUAAUCUAACUCAACUUCUUCAUGCAGCACGUAUUUAAACUGUGGAACUCGCUCCCACAGGAAGCAGUAAUGACCAAGCUGAAUGGCUUUAAAAGAGGAUUGGGCAAAUUCAUGGAGGUGGUCAUCAAUGGGUACUAGCUAUGCUGUUUCUGCUCUGUUUCCAUGGUCAGUGGGAGCAAUGCUUCUGAAUACAAGCUGCUGGAAACUACAGGAGAGUGCUCUCAUGCUCAGGUCCUCCUUGGUUUCCCACAGGCAUAUGGUUGGCUACUGAGAACAGGAUGCUGAACUAGAUGGGCCAUUGGUUUGAUCCAGUAGGCUCUUCUUAUGUUCUUAUAGUAUAAGGCAGCUUCCCAUUUUCCUGGGAUAACCACUGGCAGGUCCACUUAAGGGCAGGCAAAAAGGCGUUAUCAUUGCAUUUAUAUAUAGAUAUGUAUCUCAUUCAUCUCCCUGCUUUCCAGUUGCGUUCAGGAGGGAUAGUCUUGGCUACCCUGUGUGGACAUAAGAGCACAGACACUGAGGAAGUCCCAGGGGACAGGACAUACCACUCCAUCAACAACAACCUAGCUGUGACUUUCCGAUCAGAUUAUUCCAACGAGAAAGAAUUCACUGGCUUUGAGGCCUUUUAUGCUGCUGAAGGUGAGAGGGUGGAGGUGACGUUCCUCUUUCAUGCAAGCAAGGCAGAGUGGGCAUGACAAUGGCAAGUGGUCAUCAUAGAAGAGUGGUAGAGCACAUGCACUGCAUUUAGGAGGUCCCAUGUUCAGUUCUCAGCAUCUCCAGGAAGGACUAAUUUUUUCUUCUUGAAACCCUGGAGUUUCCCUGGCAUCUUUAGGUAGGGCUGGAAGAGACACCCAUCUGAAAUCCCAGAGAGCUGCUGUGCAUCAGCGUAGACAAUACUGAGCUAGAUGGACCAAUGGCAUGACUCAGUAUUCAGUACUCAGACCCAGCUUUGGGUGUUCGUAUGUUUUUCUUUGCCCAGAAGAGGCCUGAUUCUGCCAUUACCCCAUUUCCAAAGGGACCUGAGACACUAUUCUCAUGUGGUCUAAGAUGAAAAGAUACAUGUACCAUGUUUUCCAGGGCUAAUGCAGAUCUAAAAGUGCAAAAAAUGUCCCAACUACAUUUUACAGAGUAGACCCAUUGAAAUUAAAGGCCAUUAGCCAUGUCAGCCCUUAGUGGGGCUGGCAUUAGGUGCAACCCUCCGUCUUCCCACCCGUGGCACCAUCUCAGCCCCUGCGUCACAUUUGUGUCCACGCCCGCUUCCAGAAAUCCCUCGCCAAAAUGGUUGCAACUUGCUUUGGGAGAGCUACAUCCAAGCUCCUGUUUCUCCUCCCUUUCCUCCAGACAUUGAUGAGUGCGAACAGCUCCCUGACAGCGAGCCACUUUGCGAUCAUCGUUGCCACAAUUACCUGGGCGGCUUCUACUGCAGCUGUAAAAUCGGCUACCGUCUACACAAAGACAAAAGGACCUGUACAGGUGAGUCUCUUGGGAGCUGGUGAGAGCUGCUUACAAGUGGGUUUUUAAAACAAGCAAACAAAAACCUGUUUCCUUGACCAGCUUAUGUUGGAGCUGUGCUUUAUUUAGGUAUUUGCUGAUUGUUUACUUGUUUUGUUUAAAAUUAAGGUGAGGAACUUUAGACCUGGGGGCUAAAUGUGGCCCUCUUGGCUGUUCUGUCUGGCCUUUCAAACUCUCCCUACACCUCUCACUGGCCCUGCCUUGCACAGCAAGUAUAUUUGCCUGACUGGGAUGUAUUGUUGGAUUCUGAUAAAGCCUCUUGCUUGACUGGAUGAAUAGAGACUGGGGUGUGUGAAUAUGUGUAUAAGCUGGCCUACUGUACUAAAGUCAAACAUACAGUUGUUGUUGCUCCACCCACUUUUGGCUCCAGCCCUGCCCACCAGGGGCAUGUGGCCCCUGGAGGGUUGCCCAGAAGGAAAUGUGGCUCUCAGGCUGAAAAAUGGUUUUCCACCCCAGUUUCAAAAUUGUUAUAUAGUGCUCCCCAGCAGAGCUUCCAAGGCACUCCACAAAAUUCAACACUUGAUCUUAGCCAAAAGGCCGAGAAGCGAUCACACAAUUCAGAUAAACUAACACAAAUAAAAUCUCAGCAUUUAGAAAGAAAAUACAUUAAACUACACUAAAACCCACAGGUUGAUUACCGGUUUCAUUUUUGUUUUAUAAAUUAAGUUUCUAGGCCUUAAGACUGUAGGGAUAUUUGGAAUACCUGAGGUCCAGAAAAAAAGCUUAGAAUUGUGUCGGGAAACCAAUCAGCAGCCAAUAGGUUGCAUCCAACGGCAGCCCUAUGUUUUAAGUCUGCAGUAUGCUAGGCGCAGUCUUUGAUUUUUCUGCCACCCACUCAGGAAGGCUUAUUAUUCACCAGCUCUUUUUUCUCUUUCCUUUCUUCUCCCUCUCUCCUCCCUUCUUUAUUUUCCAGCAUGAAAUAAAUAAAUUCGCUUCUUCGCGGCUUAGGGAGAGAUGGAGCUAGACGUGUCAACAUUCCCUCCUGAACUGCCUGUAGCCUCGUGCGCAAUCAUACAGAGCGCUAUGCUUGAUCCGUGACUAGCUUGUGUCUUCUUCCUCUUCCUCCUGCCUAGCACUGUCUCCUGCAGCAAAUAAAAUGGCUUUCUCUGUUUCUACCAAGCCUACUGCAAACCUUUCCUCUGCAGCCUCCGAAAGAACAUAGGAAGUUGUAAUAUAUUGAACCCAACCCACUGGUCCAUAGUACAGCUUACACCAGGCUUCCUCAACCUCGGCCCUCCAGAUGUUUUUAGACUACAAUUUCCAUCAUCCCUGACCACUGGCCCUGCUAGCUAGGGAUCAUGGGAGUUGUAGGCCAAAAACAUCUGGAGGGCUGAGGUUGAGGAAGCCUGGCAUACACUGACUGGCUGCUGUUCUCCAUGGUCUCAGGCAGAGAGUCUAUCCCAAGCCUACCUGGCACUCUCUUCCAGGAGCUAUGAUUCAGAGGCAGACUGCCUCCAACAGUGGAGGUGGAAUGUAGCCAUCAUGUUUAGUAGACAUUGUUUGCCUAACUUUUAAAGUCCAUAAGCACACUGGAAUUUUUGACUGCCUAGGGCACCACUUUUCUCCCCCCUUCCCCUCCCCUGGAUAAGUCACCCUACAAAGAGACAAGAAGUGUACAAGUACAACUUCAUUUCCCCAAGAGAUCUGGGUAAAAGUUGUAUCCAGUAGAAUUAAUCUAAGCCUUGAAAAAGCACAAGGAGCCAUAAAAAGGAAGUGGGAAAGGGCGUCAUUUUUCCAACUUUUGCUUUUGCAUGCAGGUUGUCCCAAGUUCAACCUCUGGCAUCUCCAGCUAAAACAGGGGUGCUGAACCUGUGGCCUUGUUGGGUUCAGCAGUUAGGGAUGAUGGGAGUUGUAGUCCAACAAAAGCUGGAGGGCAUGAGAUUCCCCUGUCCCUGUGUUAAAAUGAUCAGAUUAAGGGAAACACUAUUCUGAUGUCCUGGAGGGUCCACUGCAAGCUGGAGUAAGAUAAUGCUAGACUGUGUGAACAAAUAGUCUGAUCUAAGGAAGCUUCUGAGCAGCAGUGACACUUUUAAAAACGUAAAAUGUGUUCAUUUUAAAACUUUGCUCCAUUUCACAAAUUGGUCUUCAGGGCAACAGGCUGAAAAUCAUGUCUUUAAACAGAAACACACACACAUAGAAAAGUAGAAUGUCAAGGAGUAGCCUUUUAUAUGCACCAGCUAUCUAUAUCAGAAAGAUAAUUUAAACAUGGAAGUUCUCCCUGCCUGCAAUGAAAUGGCAAAAGCCAUGCACGUCACCCACCCACUCCCACUUUGCUUCCACUCUUCCAACUCGCAGCAACUUCCCAGUUACUCACUAAUGUAAUUCAAAGCCUACUGUUAAUUUUGGACCUAAUGAUCCAGCCAUCCAGCCAUCACGAGUUCACCAGUUGAGGCAGGCUACUUCCUCAGAGUUCAAGUCUCUCGUGGGCAGUAUAGUGUUACUCUAAUAAAAAUAUAGCCCUAAAUGUAAUUGAACACUCUCCCGGCGCCCCUAAAGCCCAGCUAGAGUUUACAGCCGAGGACGGCGUGAAAAAUUGUCCAAUUCCUCUUGCGCAAGCCAUUUUUUCUUUUUCUUUUUUAAAAAAACUGCUUUAUAGAUUUUUCUUGCCUGCAGAUCUGUGAAAUAAAAAUACAGCCCAUAAUAAAGGCAGCUCCCUGUGGCCAUAUCCAAAGAGCUAUAAAACACAGGAGAGUCAGUUCAAGCCGUUCCAUUGUCGUGACCACAAGAAGCUGUCUGUUCUCACUGUGUAACAGCCGGGGAGAGCUGGUCCCACUUCGUCCCAUCAAUUGUGACAAGGAGUGCUCUACAGAGCACGGCAGCAUGAGCAUCACAGGCACAUAUCGGGGAAUGCUGUGACACCACUUGUGCCAACUGGGUAGCAUAUGUGAUGUCCCUGCCUCAUUAGUGCCGGUUCAAGAAUGACUGUGAUGGCAUGUAUUGCACAAUUGCUACAAACUAUGAUGGCUAUGUUCUAAACGCCACUGUCAGAGGUAGAAUAGCCUCUGAAUACCAGAUGGUGGGAAUCCCAAGUGGUGAGAGCUGAUGUUGCACUCAGGACCUGCUUGCAGGCUUCCUAUUAGAGCAUCUGGUUGGCCACUGUGAGAACCGGAUGCUGGAUGUGGUUCAGGCCUUCAGGGCUCUACUUAUUAUCAGUAUUGUCUACACUGACGGACCAGUAGCUCUUUAAGGUCUGGCUGGAGAGAUUUUCAACCCUACUUAAAGAUGCUAGGCAUUGAACCUGAGGCCCCCGGAAAGUUUCUCAGAACAGAAUACGGCCCUCAGGGUGAAAAAAAAGAUUCCCAAACACUGCACUAAAUCCUCUUGUGAUGUUGGCAGGAUAUUUGAAAGUCACAGUAAAGAAAGAACUGCAUGACUGUCGACUGUCAGAAAGUCAGAGACAAAACAGAAGCUAACACCAGCAUUUAAAAUGUGGUUGGGUAAAGCUUGUUGAAAUGGCACAAGUUGCAGAAUACAUUCAGUUAUGCAAUAGAAGGAGGGGAAUCUCAGAAAGUCUGAAGGACAAUCGGGUCUUAUUUACAAACACUAUGAUGAAUAGAUAUGGAUUAGAUAUCAACUGCUACAAUUCACUGAAACUAAUUUAAAGCAGUAUUAAUGAGUUGUUAUGAAGGCCAGUGUUUGCACUUAAAUAUUUCAAUGCGUAUCUGCAUUGUGCCAAGUUGUUGGAGGAGCUAGCUACACCCCUGCCGACAAGAAAAUAAAACUUUUUCUUUCCAAGGUUAUAUGUGGUCAAGGGGGAAAGAAGCAAAAUAGAGGGAGUGGGGGAGAAGAGGCUUAGUACUUGAAUGCCUUUCUGAUUUUGAGUCAUCUCGAGCUGCACCACUGUGAAGGCAGAAAAUAUUCCUGGCCUACGUCUGUCAACCCCUUGCUCCAUCCUCCUCCAUAAAUCAGCAAGGAAGUUGCUGCAGUUCAGAUUCAGAACCUGCAGCUGCCUGGCCCUAGCCAAGUACCAGGCGCUGUCAACAAGCAAGAGUUCCUUCAGGCACUCGGUAACCGAUCAAUCCUGCCUGCUGUGUCCAGCGGGAGAUGCCAUGACUCCGAGCAUGCCAGCCAGAGUUACAGCUGGAUUUUGCAGAGCAAGGAUGAUUUCCACUCCUACACACGCCUGGCGACCAAGAGAGCCGCUGAGGGGUGGGUUGUAUUUUUGAAAGCAUCGGGAAGGAAACAGGGAGGGCAGCUGCCAUCAGAAUUGCACAUGUAAACCAGAGUUGGGGAACCUUUGGCCUUCCAAAUGUGGCUGGACUCCAACUCCCAUCAACACCCCCCGCCCACCCGCCAGCAUGGCCAAUGGAUCAGAGAUGAUGCAAGUUGUAGUCAGACCAAAGAUUCCCCACCCCUGAUGUAAAGAGAAGGCUUUAGGAACUGCAUUAAAGAGUAAGAUCACUGGUCUAUCUCAGUGCUGUCUACACUGAAUGGCAAUGGCACUGUGGAGUUUCAGACAGGGGGUCUCUCUCUACCUGGAGAUGCCAGGGAUUUGAACCUGGGGCCUUCUGCAGCCAGAGCAGGUGCUCUGCUACCGAGCUACAGUCCUUCCCCUUUAAACAAGUGGAAGGCCGAUUCAAAGAUGACAGUCACGUAGGUAGCAGGGUUUGCAGCUAUCGGUACUGGUAGCUGGUGCCCAGCUGGAAAAGGUGUACCAGGGGUCAAUUAAAUUGGUCAAGGCAUUAAAGCACCUUCCAUGCAUGGAGAUGCUAAAAGCAUAUGGAGCAUUUUAGUUCAGGGAAACUUUGAGCAAAGCUGGAUAGACAAGGUCCACCAUUGUUGGAGCUGAUAGUGUAGCUCACAACUCCCACCUAGCAGUCGUGCUCCAAGCCAGUUGGAAGGCACCAGUUUGGCGGAGGUGUUUUUUAAGUGUUUUUUAGAAUUAUGAAACUUUUUUCCUCCCCUCCCAUUUUCAGAUUUGGAUUGGGGUGCAUUCAAGCAACUGAUAAGCAAUAAACUGGGGGUAGGGAAAGUGACAUCCUUCGCAGAACUUCGCCACCAAAAGAUGUUGCAGCAAUGGCCAUUGGUUAAAUUGAUUUUUUAAAAAAGGUUUAGGUAAGAACUAAUUGAAACCCCAUUGAUAAGCAGUAUAUUUCUACCCUGUGCUAGGGCCAAAUGGAGGACUGCUUGAUAUGCCACACAGUACAGCUAUCUCAGCAAACGCUUAGUUAUCUUAUUGCUACUGACUGUUUGGCAUUGGGGUUUUUAUGUAUUCAUUGUAUGUUUUGUUGGGGGGGGUAGGAAAAUAGGGGGAGACUAAAUUUUAAUUAGGGAGAGGGUCCCAAGCUCAGUGAUAAAAGGAUCUGCUUUCUAUGCAGGAGGUCCCAAAUUCAAUCUGCAGCAUUGGCAAUUAAAAAGAUCAGCAAAUAGAUGAUGGAAAAGACUUCUCUGCCUGAGACCCUGGAGAAUCGCUGCCAGUCAGAGUUGACAAUACUGAGCUAGAUUAUCUAGUCAUCAUUAUUAAAGAAUUUAUGAAUAAUCAUUUACAUGCAUCUCAAGCUGAUUUCCAAAUAUACCAUAAAAACAGAUGAAAUUGUUUGAAAAGCAGUACAAGAACAACUAGAUUUCAGAAAUUCAUCAGACCUGCUAUAAUACUGAGGCCUAGCCAAAUUCUUCAGAAUUGAAUUAACAAGCUCAUAGCUUUCUCCCCUUUUCCUUACAUCGGACAACUAUGGUAUUUGCUUAUUGUGGGGUCUUCAGAUGUUGUUAGACUACAGCUCUCAUUAACCCCAGUCAGCAUGGCCAAUACUUAGGGAUUUAUUUUUAUUUACUGCCUUUCAUCAUAAAAUAGCAAGGUGGCUUACCAAAUGAAAUCAAAACAAUGUAGCAAUCAUUUAUUUUUUAAAAAGGAAUACUACGUAUCCAGGAACUCUCCAAAGAACUGGCACUAAAAAUCAGUGCUUGGGCCUCCAGUUAAGAGUAAGGGACAAUGAGAGUUGUAGUCUGAUAAAAUCUGGUAGGCGUUAGAUUCCUUGUGUUCAAAACACAUUAGGAAUCCUUGAAUACUUUUGUACAAAUGCAUUUGAACUGAUGGAAGCCACCAUGAGGGAUGUGCAGGCAACAGAAAAGCAGGGUAAAAAUGGCCUUAUUACCGUAACAAACUGCUGCUUUGACAAAUAACUUUACAAAUGCAUUUGAUUUCCUGAGAAGAAUUUGGGAUUUAUUUAUUUUCUCUCUCUCCACUUUUCAGCCAAUUGUGUAGAUAAAGUGCUGACUGCAAGAUCUGGAGAAAUUUCCAGUCCACGUUAUCCCAACCCAUAUCCCAAACUCUCCCAGUGCAAUUAUGGGAUCCAGGUGGAAGAUGGAUACAUGGUCGUCUUGGAAUUUGUGGGAAGCUUUGAUGUAGAGACCCACCCAGAAGUGGAAUGCCCCUAUGACAUCCUUAAGGUCAGUUGGACCUGCUCACCAGGUCUUCUACUACUAAAGAAACUUGUUUUCUGUACGGUCGACACCAGUUAAGUUGUAUCCAAUGCUAGUAGUCCUAUUCAGAACAGGCCCAAUGAAAUGGCUAACUUAGGCCCAAUCAGUUUCAAUGGGUCUACUCUGAGUAGGACUUGGCUGGCUACAAUCCUGCACCAAUGAAGAGCUGAGGACACUGCAAUGCCCCAAUGCAUGGCAGCAAAUUGCAGUUACUUCUGGGGGCACCUAACUGGAAUGCUUGAACUGUUAUCAGUUUUCACAUCCGUCUCCCAUUACAAAGAAUUCAGAUACUCUUACAUCCACACUAAAUCCCCAUACAAAUAAAAUAAAAUAGAAUCACAUGUACUGAGAAUGUUGAAGUUGGUUGCAUGUAUUUAUGGACCAGGUAGCUACAAAAUAGACUUGGGGUAGAUGGCUAAACUGGUGCAUCCAGCCCAAUAUCUACUCUAGCUGGUAGUGGCUCUCCAGGGUAGCAGCCCCCAGGCAUUCCCCUCUUGGAAGCCCAAGUUAUGCCUACCAUAAAGUAUACCCUGGACCCCCUAAGCUAGUCUGCUGUCCCCUUGGGGUGGGGAUACUGUCCCACUGCCAGUGUUUCAAUAUUUGGGUGCCAAACCGGGAAGCUUCUAUAUUUGGAACCAGUAGCCCUCAUCCCUGGAGUUGCUCAGGAACUUUAACAAGCAAAAAGAAAAAACACACAAUAAAAUCAGUGCAGGUUUGAAGGGCUCAGUCUGCCAUCGUGAUUCAAAACAGGCAUCCCAUUUUAUCCAAGGUAAAACCCUGCUCAUUAAUCUCAGGAACCAUCGUUCAAAACUUGGUUACAGUAUCUUAAGAGGUGCCCAAAUGCAUAGCGAACAAGCCAUUUUCCAAAAUAAACAGUAGAUCGAAAUGGGGGGAGGGGGGAUCAGCCCAUGAUGGAAGAAAGGUUGGGAUGUUUCCCUUCACUGUUUCAGAUCAAAACACCCAAGCAAGAAUUUGGCCCGUUCUGUGGGGACACCCUCCCUAUGAAAAUUGAAACCCGUAGCAACACCGUCAACAUCCAGUUCACCACGGACCUCUCUGGAGAUCACACAGGAUGGAAAAUCAGAUAUAUCACAACAGGUAAGAUUAUUGCUUUUAACCAAAGAGCAGGCAGCAGUGAAGUUCUGUUGGGUACACAUAUCAUUUCCUGGCUCCUAGGGAGCCCUGGGAAUGGUAGCUCUGUGAGGGGGCCGAGUUAUGGUCCUCCAGCUCUGGGGCACAAGGAUGCCAAGCUGCAGGAAGCCACAGGAUCCUGAGGAAGCUGCUUCUUAUUAGCUGUUGGUCAACUGGUUCAGUACUGUCUACCGUUGUGACAGGUAAGGCAUGAGGUAGGGAUACCAGCAGUAAGUGCCAAUGACAGGCAGAGCCACCUGCUGACUAGCUGUACGUAAGGAGGAAGGCAGGUGUGGGCUGACUGAGAGCAGACCGAGGCUGUUGAGGCUGGGCCCCAAUUCCCCUAAUAGAUCAGCUUCCACCAUCUACUACUCUAUCUGUUAUCAGCCCUCCAGGCUCUCAGGCAGAUUUCUUUCCCCAUCAUGGAUGUUUUAAGAAAUAAUGCCAGCUUGAGACUUGUCCCAUGUCUGCGCCUUCUAAGGAUGCUCAUUUUCCUCCCUAGUUCUUUAACUAUCAACAGGUAGAGGACCUAAAGAAGUUGUCCUAUAUCCAGUGCUAUUUUUCUAGAAAAGAGGUGCUGGAACUCACCAUCAAUGCCUUCCUUGUUCUCUUAAAAUGGCAAUGGCACCCACCUGAGAGUUGCCAGAACCCACCUAAGACGCGCCAGAACUGAGUUCCCCCAAGUUCUGGCUGAAAACCCCCCUGCUUAUACCUAGUCAGAGUUUAUCAAGAUUAGUAAUGUCUACGUUGAGUAGCAAUAGUUCUCCAGGGCAUGCCCAGGAACGAACCUGGAACCUUCUGAAUACAAAGCACGUGUUACAUAACUGAGCUAGGUCGUUCCCUACACAGGCCAAAGUCCAUCAAGCUCACUGUUGUCUAAUCUGAGUAGUGGGCAAGCUCCAACAGGGCUCUUAUUAUUUAUAUAUGCUCUUGCAUUUUUUGAAUUACAGCUCCCAUCAUCUCUUACCAUUGAGUCAUGCUGGUGUGGUUGAUGGAGCCCAACAACAGCUCAAGGGCCACAGGGGAGCCACAAUCCAGAGCUAGAUGGACUAAUGCUCUUCUAAGGCACCUUCCUAUUUACAACACAAGCAACUGCAGAAGGAACAAAUUAGCCAUCAUUUCAACUGUGGGAUUAAGCAGGAUGUAGUGUGAGAGCGCCACCUCCCCCACAUAUUAGUAUGGACGCAAGAUCUGAAUCUGCUUUGACAGGAAAUGGCAAUGAUGUGUUUUUUUGUUGUUCUUCAACUUUCUGCAGCAUUGCCGUGCCCCAACCCUGAAGCGCCACCCAAUGGCCACAUCUAUCCAGUGCAAGAAAAAUAUAUUAUGAAAGAGUCCUACAAUCUCUCCUGCGAUAUCGGCUACGCACUCUUGGAAGUAGGUAAAACCAUCCCUUGCGGUGCACACCUGAGCAUAUGGGUAUACUAUUUAACUGAGGAACCAAAGCAGUUUUAUGUAUUCACAGCAAAUAUGACUUUCUGAGUGCCAUGGCCAAAACAACUUGAGGGAACGCCAGCCUUGGGAGAGGGGGAGAAUAUUUAGUGGGCAGCUGGGGGUGGGAAAUCAUGGGGGUAUGGAAUGGAGUAUCCUGGAAGAGAGCAUGGCUGGCUAGAUAGCAUAUCUGCACCUAACACUGAGGCAUAAAGGCUUGCACUGGCUGCACAUGUUACCAGGCAAGGUUCAAGUUUCUUGCACUGAUUUGCAAGGCCCUUAGUAACUUGGUCUCCCUGUGGCUCCAGGGCCGUAUCUAGAGGGUGGCAAGGUGGGGCCCCACUACGGGCACAAAAUCAGCUAAAAAUAUGUCCAUUAAUAUGUCUAUAAAUAAAAAUACUGAUUAUUGCCUCAUAAGAAAAGGUUUUAAAAAGAGGGUGAAUUGAAGGGGGGGUUGGAGGAGAGGUGGAAAGAAGAGCUAAUUUGUCAGUCGCUAGGGGGCACAAUCUGGACAGUUCUGCCAAUGGCGCAAGAUCACCUAGCUACGGCUCUGUGUGGCUCAGAGGUAACUAUCGGAAGUCACACAUUUAGUGUUGUGGGCCCAAACCUAUGCAACUCCCACUGUGGCUGAGUUUAGACUGGCUCUCCCCUGCUGAACAUAAGGCACUUGACAAACCCCCUCUAAGUUUUUGUCAUAUUGAUCCAACCAAAGCAUAUUUAGAGUAGACCCAUUGGUUCUAAUCAGUGCUUUCGGGGGGUAAACAGGGGUAUGCAUACCCCUAAACAUUUUGUGAAUCUAAGUUUGGCCUCAUUGAGGGGCAGUAUUUCAAUAUGAGUAGGAAAAUGAAAGUACCCCUAAACAUUUUUGGGGGGACCACUGGUUCUAAUAGGUCUACUCUGCAUUAGGGAUGGGCAAAUAUUUUGUUUCUUGUUUUUUCGGUCUUAAGUUUCAUUUUCCUCACUACCGUAUCAGUUUGUGAUUAAUUUAAAGGCCAUUGGAAUAUUCACCAGCAUUUAAGUGUGAAUUUCCCAAUACACAUUUUUUUUAUAUGCAAUUAAACCUAAUGUGCAUUUUGAAAAGCUAUUUUCCUAAUGCAAUGUGUUCCUUUGCAUUAUUUUUUGUAAUUUAUUUAUAAGCACACAUUACAUUAGUCUAUGCAUUUUACUUGGCUGGAGAACUAGAUUCCAUAAUUCAGAGAAGUGCAGAUUUUAAAGGAGAGCCAUGUUUCAGUUCACAUAUUAUUUCAGAAAGUGCGAAUCAAGUAAGUCUGCCAUUAAAUGAAAAGUGAAUCAAAAUUCUCUCUGAACCCUAUCUUGGACAUAACUAACACUGAAUAUCACCCAUUAUUGAAAACUAACGGCAAACACGUUCUCGCAGGCUGAACUAGACAUAUUUCCCCACCGGGGAAAAUCCAUUUGGGCUGUCAAAGCUAUGAUUGUUUUCAAGAAAAUAAAUAGGAUUUCUGUUUUCCUCUUUCCCUCCCACAGAAUGAGAUGAUUGUGGAAUCUUUCAUGGCGAUAUGUCAAAAGGACGGCUCCUGGAACAAGCCAAUGGCUCAGUGCAUCAGUAAGUCAAUGCGAAGGAGUGGGUGGAGGGAGGUCUUUGGAUUUGUAAUAUUCAGAUGGAUUACUGGUUUAAUUAUUUCUUUUGGGAAUCCAUAUUGUGUUUGACAGAAUGAAGCAGUCUUGCACACAAAAAAAGCGUAGGAGGCAAAGCAUGCUUGAAUCAGAGCAUAAUAAAAUUUGUUUUAAUUGGAAUAUUCUCAGUGGGAGUACAGAUCAACAGGCACCCAAAAUUCAGCUGCAGAGUUGCUAUCAGGGUUUUAAAAGUUUCCAUCAUUUUCUUCUGGCAGGGCUCCUACGCUUUUAAUGGAAAAACCUGGAUUUUUCCACUUGUUUUUCUUCUUUAAUUUGAUUUUAAUAUCCAAAAGCCACCUUGGAGAUGGGAAAAAGUAGGAAGCUGUAAACUUAGUUAUUUUAUUGACAAUAUUUAUAGGCUGUGCAGGAACAAGAGUUCUCAUUGCAGCUCCAAAAUGUUUUAUAUUUUAAAUACUUUACGUAGGCUUGCCAUGUCAGGAAAAUUCCUGACAAGUCCUGUUUUGGGGUGUAAAAAUGGCAUCGGGGGCAAUUUUGCCGAAUCAUCAACAUGAUGGAAAAAGCAGCAGAAACAGCUCAAAAAGUUUAAAAUCACUAUUUUUGGGUUAGGUUUCCAAAAAAAAAGCCUCAGAUUUGUGGGUGGCAGGAAUUUUACUUUCUGAAAUAUGGCAACUCUAUUUUGUGGACUGCAGCCUUCACAAUGAAUAAAUCCAAAGCUUUGGGGUCUUUAUAAUAUAUCUGCUGAUUCCCCUUUGAAUUUGGAUUCUACUGGUUCAGUUGUUCUGUAAGGACAGGGCUCUGGGGUAGAUAUCAAGGGCACAAUUCAGCAAAAUGAGCAGGAGUGAACAGAGGUCUCUUGAACUGCCAUCCAGAGCAUGAUCAACAAGGAGAAUUGAGGCAAACAGGCCCCACCACCAGCACGUGGGUCAACAUGGGCACACUAAGAACCACCAAGGCUGACACUGAUUGCCAUAUAUUUCCCCCCAAAAAAUGUUUUAUAGUUGGGGCAGCUCACUGGGCAUGUGUAUGGAUGAGUAUAGAUUGUUUUUAUUACCUUAAAAUAUGUUUUAGCCCUCCCAUCAACAAAAUGGUUGUUUAUUCAAAAGAGAGCAGCAGAAGCCAGCUCCUCCAUUUUAUUCCUGUAGUCAUGAUGGUGCUCACUGGAGCAUGUUUAAACUACACAUGCUCAGUGUUUCAUUAGGUUUGGAAAACUUUUUUAAAAAAUCAAACUCAUAAUCAGAAAUGUAGUUCUUGUCGCAAAGCAUGAAAUGGCAGUGAAGGGGAGAAAUGUUAAGUGUGUGCUUCACGACAUGGCCCUUCAACAAAGAGUCUUGUAAGAUCAUUGGGCAGUAAGCAAUGAAGGAGUUCCAUUAGUUAGCGGUUAACAGAACUAUAUAGGGACGUGGGUGGCGCUGUGGGUUAAACCACAGAGCCUAGGACUUGCUCAUCAGAAGGUCGGCAGUUGGAAUCCCUGCGACGGGGUGAGCUCCCGUUGCUUGGUCCCUGCUCCUGCCAACCUAGCAGUUCAAAAGUACGUCAAAGUGCAAGUAGAUAAAUAGGUACCGCUCUGGCGGGAAGGCAAACGGCGUUUCUGUGCGCUGCUCUGGUUUGCCAGAAGCAGCUUAGUCAUGCUGGCCACAUGACUUGGAAGCUGUACGCCAGCUCCCUCGGCCAAUAAAGCGAGAUGAGCGCCGCAACCCCAGAGUCGGCCACGACUGGACCUAAUGAUCAGAGGUACCUUUACCUUUAACAGAACUAUGAUGUUAGGUAACUUUAGAUGAUGGACUCUAGGGGUAGUAUCUAUCUGUACCAUUUUCUUCAGCAGACAUUUAAUCUAUUUAACUUGGAUGUGCAGCCUACAGUGAUGUAGCUCACACUGCAGAGAAGAGUCUGCAAUGGUAAAGGAUGUGCUUGCGAUAAUACAAUGGUCCCACAAGCGAUGCUCGUUCCCACACGCUGACCCCCUACUUUCCACAGGUCUACUUUUAAAUUCAAAGGCUGACCUGAUAACAUGGUAAGCAUCUGUGAACCCACCGCAAGUACAGGGAGUGAAUGCCCACAUAAAAUGUGUGUGUGAAAUAGCAUUUUCACUAGCACCAGUUCAUACUGUACUGGUAAGAUACAGGCUGAGUUAAGAACAUAGGAAGCCACCCAAUAGUACUUCUGUUUAUCCAUGUAGCUGAAGAUUCAAGCAAGGAUAUUUUUUGUCAACUCCUAUCUGAUUCUUUGCACUAGGACAGCUUGUCUCAAUAUAGCAUCCUCCAGAGGUUCUGAACUACAAUUCCCAUCAGCCCUGAGGCGCACAAUAUGGGAGCUGUAGUCCAAAACAUCCAUAAGGUAGCUAAGAUGCAGAAGGUUGUUCCAGAUACCAGGGACUGAAUAUAGCACUUUCUACAUACAAAACAGGGACGCGGGUGGCGCUGUGGGUUAAACCACAGAGCCUAGGACUUGUCGAUCAGAAGGUUGGUGGUUCGAAUCCCCGCGGCGGGGUGCGCUCCCGUUGCUCGGUCCCAGCGCCUGCCAACCUAGCAGUUCGAAAGCACCCCCGGGUGCAAGUAGAUAAAUAGGGACCGCUUACUAGCGGGAAGGUAAACGGCGUUUCCGUGUGCUGCGCUGGCUCGCCAGAUGCAGCUUGUCACGCUGGCCACGUGACCCGGAAGUGUCUCCGGACAUCGCUGGCCCCCGGCCUCUUAAGUGAGAUGGGCGCACAACCCUAGAGUCGGACACGACUGGCCCGUACGGGCAGGGGUACCUUUACCUUUACAUACAAAACAGGUAACCUGUUACUGAAAGCUUUGGUUCUUUUCCAGUCUAGCUAGUCCUAGGUUUCCCUCACCCAGUCUUACAAAGCAUUUUAAAACUGUUGUUGCUCCAUUCUUUUCAGUUGUUGACUGUGGUCCAGCCGAGGACACAGCAAACGGUGCACUUGUGUACGUCACAGGGCCUGAUAGAACUACAUACCAGACUGAGAUCAAAUACAAAUGCGAGAGCCCCUACUAUGCUCUGAAAGCCGGACGUUCUGGUAAGAUAAAUGAGUUUAAGGGAGCAUGGGCUUGAUACACACAUCUUUAAAUGUAAACCCCAUUGUCCCAAAUGGGACAAUCGCACUAGGACCUACUUUGCAGUAUUCUUGUUUAGCCAGCCAUGACCUCUUUCAGGAUACUUCGUUCUAUCUCCCCCUGCAGUCAGCCAGCAUUCCAUGGCCACUGAGCCUUCUUCGUUGGGCUGUUUUACGGUGCUUCUCCAUUUAGAGGUUUCUCCCCGGCUUCCAAAAUGUUCUGCCUACUUCUCCAAAUGUUUAGUCCUAACAAGCCUGCAGCUACCUCCUUUCUUGGGCUUGUAUGGUGUCAUUUUGGCUACCAGUGAAUCAACACUUGAGGGCAGAGUUCUCUAUUGGCCUUUUAUGAUAUCGCAUCAGUGUUUAGUCAUGCCUCUUGACUGAAAAGCAAAGUGCCAUAAAUGUAUCUGUAAUGGGCUCAACAGUGGUUGACAUUUGCAUGCAUAUCCUCCACCCAGCAAGUGGUUGUGCUGCUGUGAUGUCACAGCAUGUUCACACACAUAAUCCACAGUCACUGCAGCAUACCCGAGUAUUCCUCAACCAAGCAACUCAUGAUUAUCCAGCCGAGACACCUCACGGGGUUUAGGGAAGAUAAAAAUGCAAAACUGGUAGGAAAUAGAUUUACAUACUUAGGAACAGCAAAAAGUCUGAAAGAGCUGGAUUUUUCAGCGAUUCGAAGAAGCCAGCUGUAUAUUUGGGGCAAUUUAACAACAUUUAUAUACCUCUUGAUUGUAGUAAAACCUCCAAGCAGUUUUAUUGUAGAGUGCUUUGCUCUGUGCAGACAUCUAAACUGCUUAACUUUUUAAUGUAGGCAGGUACCUGUGCGCCCCUGAUGGCUACUGGAGAGAUUCCAUGGGAAACAAAGCACCUCCUAUAUGUGAGACAGGUAAUGUAUGAAACCACAGGUUCCCCACUCCUGCCAUACAUAGCCAGGCGACACUUCACAAGAUAAAUGGCCUGGAAACAUCUUGUUUUCUCCCCCUCUCCAAAUUCACUUCAGAAGUUGAAAUAUUUUUGACUGAUGUUGAAUGUAUGAAGUACUGUAUCCCAUUUUGUCACCAUCACUCCCACCUCAGUUUUGACCAGGAAUGGAGAACCUGUGGUUCUCUUCAGCCCCAUCCACCAUAGCCAACAGCCAGGGACAGUGGAAGUUACAGCAGCUAGAGGACCUCAGGUUCCCCAUUCCCGACUUUUGUCUUCACAGACUUUAAAAUGUUGCAAAGCAGCCUUUAUACCUUAUCCUACCCAUCAGCCCCCUUUCUCUUAACUCAUCCAGAGCUAGAGAUCCAACAUCUGGAGGGCUGCAUCUUCCCCAUUCCUGACCAAAGACAAUGCCAUGUCCCAAAAGAGAAAGUUACAGCCAUUGAGUUAGAGGCAGAUGUUGCAGGCCAUCUAGCCCAACAUCUGCUCACUGCAGAAAAUCAAAAGGUACAGCAUCUUUAACAGAUGGUUGCCUGGCCUCUAUAUGAAAGACUUCCAGCAAGGGAGAACCCACACCCCUCCAGGGAAUUUGUUCCAUUUUUAAAUUGCUUCCACCAUCAAGAGCAGUUGCUUAAUGUUCACUUAAACUCUACCCUCCAGUAUAACAUAAAACCAUUAGAUCUAGCCUUGCCCCCUAGGGUAACCAAGAACAAAUCCCCUCUUCUAUACAACCCUUCAAGGUAUCUGAAGAAAGCUAUCAUGUUCCACUCAGGUGGAAUCUAGACCAUAUAAAAAACACGGAAAAUGCUUUUUAAAAAAAGUUUUGAAAAAUAUAUUGAAUUUGCCAUAGCUCGUCAUCACCAUCUAGUGUCACAUUUGUAUAAUGCACUUUACAACACACUUAAAACAUAUUUGCAGCUGUAUAGCUGCCUCCAUAGCCUUCUGUUGUUCAGGCUAAAAAGUAUCCAGUUACCAAACAGUUCUAGGUAAUACAAUUUUUUCCCUGCAAAAAGGAAGGGAGAAUGGCCUAUCUUAAAUUGUUUGUGUGCCACCUUUCAUUUCAAAGCAAUGGCAAAGAGAUCUACAACAAAAUGAGUAGCAUAUAUCAAAAACAUAAUGAAAGUGUCUUCACCAAAACUGCAGUAAAACCCCCAUUGCAAUCAGUUAAAGUAAGUAGCCAAAAAUGCCAGGAACUGGCAUUAACACCAUAAGGAUGUUACUACCAACAGGAACACACAAAAAUCAGUAUCUCCCUUAUCUCCAAGAGAUUAUUCUACAAAGUAGAUGCCACAAUGGAAUUAGCCAUUUAUUCUCCAUACUACAGUGGUACCUCUGUUUAGGAACGCUUCUGGUUAUGAACGCUUCAGGUUAUGAGCUUUGCUAACCUGGAAGUAGCUGCUCCUGGUUUUGAACUUUGCCCCAGGACGCAAACGGAAAUCACGCGCAACAGCGGGAGGCCCCAUUAGUGAAAGCGCACCUCAUGAUAAGAAGUUUCAGCUUAAGAACGGACCUCCGGAACAAAUUAAGUUUGUAACCAGAGGUACCACUGUACUGUAAAAUUGACAGCUAGAGGCUGGGUUUUUUUGUUUUCAGGCAUACUGCAUCUUUCAAAUGAGAUCAACCUUCCACAACUUGCUGCCCUCCAGAUGUUUUGACAACAGCUCCCAUCAGCCCCAGUCAAUCUGGACAAGGGUCAGGGAUUGUGGGAGUUGUAAAUUCAAAAUGGAAACAUGGGAUUACCAUGAAGUGUUCUCUGGUCAGCAGGGAAAGCAGAACAUGCAAGAAAUGAUUAAAACCUCUUCUAAAAGACAGAGUCAACAACACAAAAGAGUGUUUACUGAGGCCCUCAGGAAAAGGGAACCUAUUCCCCAGUCCCAUCUUGGCCAUAACUUUGAGGAGAAAACCUCCAUACACUAACUAGAACAAACACAAAUUAAAAGCAGAACAGAAACAAAAAUGAAAGUCAAAAGGGCCACAGACGAAAAAUGCCAGGACCCUAAAUAAAGAGGAACUGUGUAAAUUUGAGCAUAUAAGGCAAUUUACAUAACAUCUACACACCAGGUUUAGCUCAUUUCUAUAUAUUCCAGACGACUGACUUCUUUGCCUACAGAGGUUCCGAGAUUCAAGCCCCAACAUAUCCAAGUAGAUAUGAGAAACCUCCUGACAGAAACCCUGAACUCACUAUCAGACAAUGAAAGUCUAUACUAGACACCAGAUGUAGCAAAACUGUUUUAGGCUAAUGACCAUGUAGCCUUUGGGUGAGUGCACUCUCAUUUUGACCCCUGGCCUUGAUACUCCUCAUCCCUGCUCCAGGCAAUAUUGAGUUAAAUGAACCAAACGUCCAGCUACGCACCAGGCAUGCAUAUUAUUCCUAUGAAAAUACCCCCAACCCACACAUGAUGGAACCCUCCCACAAUUGUGUUGAACACAGGUAGGGUACUCCAACUCAGAAGCUCCCAGCAUAGGGUAAACUACCCUGUUAAGAAAUUGGCCUGACAUGCCAGCUUUUUCUGGGCAGAGAAUUUGAAAAGGACAGAGUACAGGCUGUCCCUCACCCACCCAAGCCACUCCCCUCUUUGGAUCAGGCUACCAUUCUACAGCUGUUCUCACUUAAAAUUCAGGACUUCUUUCAGAAACAUUCAUUUUGAACUAUAAGCAAUAUUCAUGACAGUUAAAAGUCUUGCUUCUCUAAUGGAACCCUAACACUAUUCGUUCUCUCUCUCUCUCCAUGCCCCCCCCCAAAGUUUGUGGAAUCCAAACUUCAAAUACUCUGAAGCGCAUUUUUGGUGGAAAGAAGGCACUGCCUGGCCAGUUCCCUUGGCAAGUUCUGAUCACUAAUGGACAAGGAGCAACUGGGGGUGGAGCUCUUUUGUACGAUAACUGGAUCUUAACAGCUGCCCACGUCCUCCCAGAAGCAGACGCUUCGUCCUUGACACUGAAAUUGGGGCUUCUAAGAAAGCGAAGCACUCACUACCACCAGGCCUGGGCAGAAUCUGUUUUUGUGCAUGAAGGGUUUACCAACGAUGGCAUCAAUUUUAACAAUGAUAUUGCUUUGAUCAAACUGAAGAACAAAGUCCCCAUUAAUGCAAACAUGACUCCCAUUUGCUUGCCAGGACAAAGCAGCAGGUUCCACAUAAACACAACCAACACUGGUGUAGUAGCUGGGUGGGGGAGAACAGAGAAAAGGAUGCAGUCACACAGCCUGAUGUACACUGAGCUAGAUGUGGUUGAUCCAGAGAAGUGUAAAGCUGCUUAUGCAAACCAGACUUUGGAGGGGAAGCAACUAGUGUUGACAGAAAACAUGUUCUGUGCUGGAUAUGAACAAGGAGGAAGAGAUUCCUGUAGCGGCGAUAGUGGCGGGUCACUGGUGUUUUUUGAUGCCGAAACAAAGAGGUGGUUUGCAGGCGGCAUUGUGUCCUGGGGUCCUCCAGAGUGUGGUUCUGCAGAGCUGUAUGGUGUAUACACUAAAGUGAUCAACUACAUUUCCUGGAUUGAAGACAUCAUUUCCCAAAAUUCUUGAUUAUUAUUUUUUACCAUUUCAUUUGUAUCACAUUACCAAGAAAAGAAAAGCUUUACACAGAAUUACAAUUACGCAAGAAAUAAAAAAAUAUAGUACAUUAACUGGGACUUCAAUUUUAGGUAAAUAUGCCGAAGAUCAAGCAGUAAAUGCUUCCAGGUUAUUCAAUGUACAGCAGAACCCUGUGCAUGUUUACUCAAAAUCAUAUGCUACUGAGGGAAUUCAGUGUUGUGAGCUACUGAAGCAGGGAAGGCAGCAUGUUUUCAAAGAAAAUGAAGCACACUCCAUGUAAAAUUAGGUAUCAUUUCACAUGCCUCUCGCGUGCUUGUUCUACUUUUGGGGAAUAGGGGGGAGCUGUUUACCCCCCCCCCCAACAGCUGGACCUUUAAAGUUGUUGUUUUUCCCUACUCCCCUGGAGCAAGUGCCAUACAACAGUUUCAUAAGUUCAAUGCAACAUGUUUCUUCUUCCAAAUUUAAAUGUUAAUUAAAAAAAACAAAUGUGUGC